Messenger RNA from Mycotypha africana, 1191 nucleotides. Its product is annotated as beta-lactamase-like protein. Gene Ontology annotation, cellular component: nucleus. The transcript has a single exon. NCBI's taxonomy places the organism in Eukaryota, Fungi, Mucoromycota, Mucoromycetes, Mucorales, Mycotyphaceae. The coding region runs from base 1 to 1191 and encodes 396 amino acids. The record is from RefSeq and is a predicted model, not a curated record. Gene Ontology annotation, molecular function: 3'-tRNA processing endoribonuclease activity. Gene Ontology annotation, biological process: tRNA processing.
AUGGUGGUUGCACUCGAUAUUACGUUUUUAGGUACUGGAAGUGCUCAGCCCAGUGCCACCCGCAAUCAUCAAGCCAUCGCCUUACGUACGGAUGGGGAGAUCUGGCUUUUUGAUUGUGGUGAAGCAACACAGCAUCAGUUUCAAAAAAGUAAACUGAAAAUGGGAAAAAUUACUCGCAUCUUCAUUACCCACAUGCAUGGCGAUCAUUGCUUUGGAUUAGCUCCUUUACUAUGUAGUAUGACGGAUAACCUCAAUCCUGCCAACCAAAACAACAGUCAGGACGAGCAACGCAUACCUAUCGAUAUUUACGGUCCUUCACCACUGCGAUCCUGGCUUCGAACAACGUUGACGUCGACUUAUUCUAAUCUGGGUCGACCCUACCGCGUGCACGAGCUGUUAUUCAAAGACGACCCUGUAGAUCAAAACCUCUCUCUGCAUAACAACGAGUUGCCCGGUGAAAACAUUCACUUGAACAGUGACCAUGUAUUUGCAUUACCGCUUUUUCACUCUGCUUUAGAAAAAGGCUAUCGUGUACAAGCCGCUCCCAUCCUUCAUUCCAUUUCCUCACUAGGCUAUGUUAUUACGGAGCCUGACUCACCGGGUAAACUCAACGCUCUCAUCCCCAUCAUAAAAAAGCACGCCGCUGCCCUGAAAGAGCAGCAUCACCUGUCAAACCCAAUGACCCUCUUGGGUGACUUACAGCGUACAAAUCAACCUUACACCUUGCCAGACGGCACCCAACUCUUGCCACCGCCACGCCGUCCAGGCCGUCAAAUCGUCAUCUUGGGCGACACCUACGAUCCUUCCGCCGUGGCCAAGAUUGUCACUUCAGAAAACCCCGCCGUAUUAGUGCACGAAGCAACCAAUGCAUUAACAAAGUUAGAUUUUAUGAUUGAAAAACAAAACAAACGCACGCCAUACUCACCUCCCACAUUUGAGGACGUAGAGAAACGGGCAAAAGAGCAUGGUCAUUCCACUCCUCAGAUGGCAGCAGCUUUUGCAAAAAGAAUCAAUUGCCAAAAACUGAUAUUGACCCAUUUUAGCGCAAGAUAUCGAGGAGAUGACUCACCCGAGGCAAAGGAGGUGAUGGAAGAAAUCAGAAAUUUGGCAGUAGCUGCCUUUGAUAAUAGAGAUCAAGAUGUCUUUUGUGCACGAGAUUUGUGGACUUUUGAUGUUAAAAUGACAAGCUAA